Messenger RNA from Rhagoletis pomonella (apple maggot), 6797 nucleotides. RefSeq lists its product as uncharacterized. Gene Ontology annotation, molecular function: heparin binding. Lineage: Eukaryota; Metazoa; Arthropoda; Insecta; Diptera; Tephritidae. Gene Ontology annotation, cellular component: cell surface. The record is from RefSeq and is a predicted model, not a curated record.
AUGGCAUUGAGUACAGCACAAUGCUACCAAGAGCUGCCAGAACACUACUUUGGCGUCAUAGUCCAACCCUCCUGGACGUCGGAGCAAGGGCAGAAGCCAGAUCCCAAAAUUAAAGCCAAAGUCGAAGUAACCCAGCAGCGUAUCGACGAGGUAAAGGCGCUUCGUGAGGAAAUCAGCAAAGGCAGCGCUCAGGAAACGGAAAACGAACGCCAGGUGCAGCAACUCACAAAAGAGCUCAAUGCACAACAGGCUGGUCGCGAAGCGCUCGGAAAAGUGGUUGGUUCAGCACAUGAUAGCAGCGACGAUGAUCUGGUCGGUGCCGGCGAGCAAACUUCGCCAAAUGGGAUGCCCAACUUGGUGGAAGCCAACUCGCAGGUUGUUCACGAAUUCGAUAUGCGUAAACUGCGUCGGCUGGAGUUCUCGAAACGUCGCAACCGUGAAGCUUUGAUACUCAAAUCCGUCGAGGAGGAUUUCACCUUCAAUCUGGGCGAUGACGUGCAACAAUGGGCGCAUAUACAGCACAACGGCACGGAGUAUUUUGUGGGACGUCGUGAACGAGAUCUGUUGAUUGUGCAUAAAGAGAGCGCUACAUAUAAGACAGGCAUAAUUGUCGAUGUGGGUCAGCACAUAUCCUACUUAACCACGUACUCCUUCUGGAAUGACGCGCAAUCACAAACGGAAGGUGUUAUUUUAGUGGCUGAGCAGGAUCGUGUGCUAUGGUAUCGGGUUAAUAAUGUGACGCGCAGAGUGGAAUUGUACUGGCAAUGGGUUGUGGGUAACACUAUCACUGGACUCACUUACUUCACAGUAGAGAGCAAAGACUACGUGGUUGUGUCUACAAAUCAAUCCUCACAUACCGGCUUUUACACGCUGAAUAUUUAUCAAUUCGACCUAGGCUCACGCGAAUUUUGGAUUGCACAGCGCAUGCAAUUAGAGUUUCCUUGCCCCGAGACCACCUUACUCGAUACGGGUCGUGAUCUGAUACUCGCCGUGCCACAGAACCAAACAGCUGCCAUCUAUACAUUCAAUCCGCGCGCCGACACCACAGACUACUUGCGUUUCAAACUCAAGCAGCAAAUCGCAUCCGAUGAUAUUGAGUCUAUCGCCAGCUUCAAAAUGGGUGGACGUAGCUAUAUCGCAAUUGGCGGUCAGCAGCCACAAAUUUUACUCUAUCAGCAGGGUGAGCUUUUGCCCAAAACAAUAUUGGCGCAUAAUUUUGGCGUUGUGCAGCUCUUCUUUCCAGUGCCGGUGCGCACCUACCGUGACGAUCUGAUACUGCUCGUACAACAUCGUGUCGACUUCAGCACGCACAGCCUCACGGUGCUCGAGACCUUGAUAUGGGAUGGCGAGGCGUUUGAGGCCAGCAUACCGGUACCAUGCAAGCUUGGGAAGCACACAGUCUUUGGCGUGAGCUGUAUGUUGGAUAUACAACGCGAUGCCGGUCUAAAAGGCGCAGCCUACUUUCGACGCGGCGAUGAAGUGUCGUUAAUUGUACCGCGCCACAAUGCUGAGUCUGGGCUAUUUAAGCUGCACACUGAACUGCUAGCGAAGAAUUCAGAAUACCUUGACCUGCAGGAGAUCUUCGCUUUCCUAAAGGAUUGGGUGAAGGAACAGGAUGACUUGGUGGCGCAAGCACAAACGUUUCUUCAAGGACCUGCUGGCGACACGCCAAUGACACAACCGGAUCUUACGCAGCUCGAAGAACUAGAAACACCAGAACUUCUUUUGGAUGAUGGUGAGGUGGGUGAAAUCUAUGUUAACGACUACCGCUGGACGGACGAAGAUACUUUACUUCAUCUGGAUCAUGUAAUAACAGCUAUUGAACAGCUGGCAUCGGAUUUAAACAUUGCCAGGCAUAGACGCGACACUGCUUUUGAUGAGUUCAAUUUCGAACACUUGGAAUUUGAUAGUCUGGAAGUGGAUGAAAUGAUUGUGCAGCAAGUCAACGGUGAAGAUUUUUAUGUGAAGGAUGGGAUGCUAGAGUUCAAUGGGCUUUUGAAUGUACAAGACAUGCAAGUUUUGGAACAUUUGGGUGCAGCCGAGGAGCGGGAAGCAGAUGACGAGAAUGAAGAUGAGAGCAGCAUAGAGGAAAGUGACACACUAGUGUUCGAUGGCGACUUGGAAUUUGAGUCCAUUAAUGGCAUAAGCUGGCAGGAAAUAAAGGAGAAUAUGGUGUUUACAGAUGUGCCGUUGGGCUUUACUCAGCUCGAAGUGGAUGGGGAAGUUGUAAUCGAGAACAAAAUCUCGUUGAAUGCAUUGAACUCACUCGACUUUCCUGAUGAUUUCCUCUGGUCUGAUGGUCCUACAGUUAGCGUUGUGCGCGGCGAAAAAACUUUCACCGACACGCUGAGUGUAAAGGCGCUCGACACUGAAGGUUUGCUGAACGCCGUGAACGCAUCGGACGCCAUUACGUUGAGCGGCGCACAAGAAUGGCUUGGACAUCCAACUUUCGCCAACCUCAAAAUUACGGAGAUCUUUCAGCUCAAUGGCACCACACGUGGACGUGACAUCGGCAAUCUACCAAACAACCCUACGUUGAAGGACUCAAAUCAGAUUGAGGCUAUUUGCAACUUUAAGCAGCUGCAGGUGCAUGGUCCCAUACACAUAAAGGGGCUGUAUGACGGGCAACCGCUUGAACCUCUCUUGCGUGAUAUCGUGCAACGACCCGCACAUCCUGAGGCCACUAUCACCGUGCGUGCUAAAAAGCGCUUUAGCGACGUGCAAAUGCCGUUGGACUUUGAAGUGUUGGAUGGCAAGUUGAAUAACAUACCAGUGGAGAAUUUCGUGCCGGCGCAUACAAAGCAGACGUUGGAUAUGACCGCCUUGCAGGCGUAUGUUUAUUUUUCCAAUCUCACGCUUAGUGGUCGCUACGAUGGCGUGGAUCUGGAGGAGCUUAUGCAGAAUGCGAUCAGAAUAGAUCAGCCACAGGUAGCUUUGGACACACAUCUAAGUUUCGCAAACGCUUUACAGAGCGACGAAGUGGAUGUAACGACUAGUCUAAAUGGCGCGCCUAUAGCGGAGAACUAUCAAACCAUCGAUGAGGAUAUGAAUAUACCCGUUGCGUAUUUUGAGCUGCUACAAGCUAAGGAGGCUGAUAUACUGGGAAAUAUUGAAGGCGACAACGCGAAAUGGAAUAUGCACUCGCAGGCGCAGUCUGAUGAGGAUAGCGGAAACAUGCCAACCGGCAACAUUUACAUAGAAGAGCUCAAGCUCGCUUACGGCCUAGACGUAGAUGAAAUUCAUGGCAUUAACGCUUCGCUGGUUUGGAGUUUUCUCGAUGAGAUCGAUGACUUGCCCCAAAUGGUUUUGGAUGGUAAAAUCGUAGUGGAUCACGUCAUAGUUACCGGCGAUGUUCACGUACACAAGCUCAAUCAGCAACGCUUCGAUGAGGAUUUGCAACUCACCAUUGUGUGGUUGAAUCGCCCCAAUUACCUAAGCACACGCCUCACAUUCAGCGAUCCACUCGUGGUACAUGGAAAACUCCAAAUAAACGGCGCAUAUAAUGGCAUGAACCUGCAAGCGAUCAUUGAUGAUAUGAUUUUCCGCGAACCCACCAACGGCACAGUACAAGUGUUCGCCCCAAAGAGCUUCACGCAGCGUGUGCAAGUCGUGCGCGACACACACUUGGAGGCUCUCAACGGCAUACCCUUCUCAGACAUCGCCACCAAGAAAACCAUUUGUAACUUCCGCGGCACUCUGCAGCUGCACGGCAAUCUAAUCGUAAAUGAGCUUGAACUCGCUGGCGCGCUUAACGGACAACCAAUGUCUGCAUUUAGCAGAGCGAUACGCUUUGAUCAUGACAUGCGAAAUUUCAUAAUGCAAGGCGUUGUAAACUUCAGCACGCAACAGUUACACUUGCAAGACCUAACUGUGCGCGGCCAACUUAAUGAGAUGCCGAAUUUGGCACACUUCUUCGACGAACUGGUCUACAAGGAUAAAGUUUGUAUGCUGAAAGGUUCGAAUACUUUCACUGGUCGCGUGAGUAUAGAGAAAGGCGCAUAUAUACGCAACUUGAAUGGCUAUAACCUUUUGACGCUAUUUGAUAAUAUCGUCUAUGUGAACGAACCGCAACCGGUGCUGAUAAGGGCACCUCUGACAUUCAAGGGUUCAGUGCGCGCGCAAAAUUGGUUCGUACAGGAUACACUUGAGGCAACUCAUUUAAAUGGGUUUGCAUUGAAGGAGUGGUUCACGGACACUUUGCGGCUGGAUAAACCGCAGGAAAUAGAACAGUAUCUCAUAUUUGCGCCAUGCAGCUUAAAUGGCAAUAGUUUCUACGCAAGCUAUCUGAACGACAUUGAUCUUUCGCAAGUCAUUACUUUGCAUACGGCACAAAAUCUUACCGGCAACAUUACAUUCUCCGAGUUACAUUUGGAUGGGCAAAUUCAUGUGCAAGGUGCGGUAAAUGGUGUCGAUUUGGAAAAGGAGUAUGCGAAUACUUUAAUGACUCAUGGAAAUCAACACGUCAUUACGCCGCUAACACUGCAUUCCGCAUUAGUGCGUGGAAAUCUAAGAACCAACGCCCCUGUAAACAAUGAUAAAGAUUUGCGUGAAGUUGCAAUGCUUAACGGCGACCAGCAUUUUGAGUCGCCGCUCUAUUUUGAGGAUGUGAAUGCAACGGAAGUAAAAACCAAAUACCGCAUGUCAGGCAUAAACAUGGACGAAUGGUUCAGGACCGCGCUGCGAACGGCCGGCAAAUCGCAGCAGUUCAUUACCGGCAAUUGGAGUGCGCGCACAUUAAAUGUCAACUCUGGGCCCACAUUACCAAGCUACUUGGCCAGCGGGCGGCCGCGACCAAUGCCCUUUGGUGCGCUGAUACGUAGCGUGCGCGAAGGUAAGCAAUACGAGGAUUUGUGUGAGCAGUUGAGGAGGCUGGUGAAGAAGCAGCAGCGACGCGGUUACCAGUUGAAAUACUUGGAGCGGGCAUUUGAGUUGGACUUGAAAAGGGAGGUUGAAGCAGAUGCUGAUCGCAUUGAGAAAAUACAGGCAGUAUUCGCUAUGGAAAACGAAGGUGUCAAUUACCUCCUAAUUAAUAUGGUUAAUCAAACACGUGUGUUAAAGUGGAACCCACUUAGUGGGAUGUACGACGAGGUAGUCAUCUUUCAGUCUGGCACCAUCAAUCAAGUAAUCGCGAUGGAAGCAGCGGGGAUGUCAGUGUCAAACACUAUACACUUUGUAACUAACAAGGCAGGCGUAGAAGGUUCACUUAAGUACUGGCGUCUGGAGCGCAAUAACCUUACAUUGCUGAAGUCAUUUGAGAAACCGGCCACUGAGCUGAUGUUAUCGGCACACAUGCCCGACAAAUUAUACGCUUUAAACACAGAUACCGUCUACGGCUAUGAUUUGAGUAAACUCAGCCACACCAAUACCUGGUUUCUGCCUGACUGGCUGGACAACACGAGCUAUCGCUUUGUACCCCACCACUCGCAGGCGCUUAUGGUUACCAACGGCGAGGUAAUACUGCUCUUCAACGAUGACGAGUUUAGCGCGCGUGACAAGCGGACCUCAGCGCCGAAUUACAGUCUACCCCUUUCCUACCAACGUGUAAUUCGCCCACAAGCUUACAACCUUACCGAAGUUGUGCUAAAGCCGAAUGCUUCGCUAACGCAUCAAUUCCAACUCGCUGACUUCCGCGUUGUUAUCGGACACAUUCUUGACGACUUGAAUUACCGCCUGCGACUUGAGGUGAAUAUUACACAACUCAGCAUACCGGAGACGGAUUUGCACGACGAGCACUUGAUGCAGGACUUUAUAGCAAUAAUGGAGGAGCUUAGGCGCCAAAAAAUCUACCCAAACACGACCUUCGAAAGCAUUGAAUGGGACAUGCUGCAGCUGCCCGAAAAUCCGGCGCAGGUAUUGGCAGGGCGCACUGUGCAGAUCUUGUGGCCUAGCAUUGUGGACAUGGAGGAAAUACAGGGUUACCUACAGGGUGCUGAUGCAGCAGAUGUGGCCAGCAUUAUGACCAUCAUGGAUCAUUUGGGCACAACAGUGCGUGAUGUGCUCAUACUGGCCAAUAGCAUAGAGGAUGGCACACAGCUCUUUGAAGGCGACGAUGCGGCUGCGCAUGCGUGGGAGUUGAGCGCUGUCAUUGAGUGCAUACGCAGUUUGCAGCACUAUCUGGAAAACACGGUGCGCGUGCUAAAGGCCGAAGCGCUCAAAGAGACGCAAGCGCCAACAACUCGUGAGGAGGACUUAGAAAUGUCGGCAAGCGUGCUCGAUGCGACAGAUAAAGUACCAACCGUAGAAACCCCCAUUGAGUUCACACGCGAAAACAACACUUGGCUAAAGUUUGCCAACAGAAAUUUACCUGCUCCUGGCGCCGGUGAAAUUCUGCCCAUCUUAGUGCGUGCGCAUUCAAGCGAACCGCUUGAACUGCUGGCAGUCACCGUAGAGGUACCGCAAUUGGUGGGCAUGCAACAAGCUGAAGUCGUUUUGUAUUUGGAUGUCCUCUCCGGCACGCGCUUUCAAAGUAUAAGCGCGCGCAAGCCGCAUUCGUUAAUCACCCUGCAAAUAGCCACUGAAACGUUGCUUGCCUUUGUCGAGGAUUGUUGCACCAUACGCGUGUUUGUCUAUCGCGGCGUGCAGGGCUUCGUGGAGUUUGUGAGCUUCAAGAGCGAAGCGGAUGUUUUGAAAAUAUUCGCCGUUAUGCUACACGACAGUGAUGGUUUGGAGCAGCGGCCGCACUUGGGUGUCGCUCAUGCUGUAGGUCUAGUCUUCUACCGGUUUGUUGGCGCGGGCUCAACGCUGCGCAUGCCCGCAAACCUACUGUGCAAUUAGGCCGAAUAAUUUAAUAAAUUAAA